AUGGGGUAUAACAAGGCGCUGCAUCACUUGGAAGGCACCGGCUCAAAGUUUGCGAAGGAGACGCGUGUUCGCUUGCGAGAGUUGGAAGCCAAGGUCAGCACAGCGGUCUCGUUAGAGCGAGCCCUCGAGCAAGCGCAAAGGGCAGCGGCGCUGGGGGUUCGCGAGCAAGCCUUCAACUUUGCGACGGAGCGUGCCAAGAAAUUGCUGUCCGAUCUCCAACCAACCGAGGCGAUAAAGCGCGGUGUCUACUGGUUUUGGCCCCGAGCUAAGCAAAGCAAUGCCGCCAGCGAAGAGCUGCUGGAGUUGAUGAGACAUUACUGGCACACGGAUGAGCUUACGGAGCCGGGUGGGGGCGAGGCGGUGUACGCCAAGUUCUUCAACUGGGCGUCCUACAAGAGCUUCAAGGAGGGACAGAGCGACAAUUUCACGGACCCUGGCCGUACGCUCUUCCUCUCGACGCGUUGCAAGUGCCUGGUCCUCCCUGCAAUGGAGCAGUGCGCGUGCAAGAUCCACUCGCAGCAGGUGCUAUGCAUCGAGGCGCUAGCCAUUGUCGACAUGACCAGCCACGACGAAUGCGAUUGUCGAUGGUGCAACGUAGAUGGCGGCCGCAGGUGGCGGGAAACGUGGAAGCAUAUGGGCACUUUCUCCGAUGCAAUUGCCUGCCCCAAGGUCAACUUGCGGGCAGCGGACCCGGAGGGUGACAGUUGGAUGGGGCGGAAACCGGAGUGCAACGCUUUGGACUGCGCUAUGUGUGGGUUGGGGGGGACUGACGACAUUCCCAUCUGCAGCAAGCUGGAGACCUCCGAGCAGACGGUGGUGUGAAAGAUGUUCGAGGACGUGAUAACUGUGCCUGCAUCAGCGGGUGGGAAGAUCAAGGCCAAGAAGCUCGCCAGCCAAACGGUGCCGAAGGAGGGCAAGCUUUGCGAUCUUUGGUUGGCUUUCAAAGAGCACACC
Messenger RNA from Ectocarpus sp. CCAP 1310/34, 954 nucleotides. The record is from the annotation of a GenBank genome assembly. Lineage: Eukaryota; Phaeophyceae; Ectocarpales; Ectocarpaceae.